UGGAAAUCCAAGUUUAUUUAGUACUGUUGAAAUUGAACCUCGAUCUACCAGGCCUUAGGGGCUUGUAAUUUGAUUUAGUCUGGCUCUCAAAUUGGUGGUUUUCUUUCCUGUGUAUAUAUACGUGAAGAAUUCUUGUGGAACAAAAUUGCUAAAAUGUCUCAGGUGUGUGAAAGUGAAACUCCUGAAGAUAGGGUGGUCGAAACACUAUCCAGGUUGCCGCCCAAGUCUCUGAUGCGAUUCAAAUGCAUAUGCAAGUCUUGGUGCACUCUCAUCAAUAGUCUAAGUUUUGUGGCCAAACACCUCAACAAUUCCAUGGACAACAAACUAUCAUCAUCCACUUGCAUCCUUCUCAGCCGUUCUCAGGCUCAUGUUUUCCCGGAUAACAGUUGGAAACCAGAAGUUUUCUGGUCCAUGAUUAAUCUUUCCAUUGAUAGUGAUGAGCACAACCUUCAUUAUGAUGUUGAGGACCUAAAUAUACCGUUUCCAUUGGAAGGUCAUGAUUUUGUACAGAUUGAGGGCUAUUGCAAUGGGAUUGUCUGUGUAAUAGCAGGGACAAGUCUUUAUUUGAUAAAUGUUCUUUUAUGCAAUCCUGCAACGGGGAAAUUCAGGCAACUUCCCCCUUCAUACCUUCUUUUACCUUCCCGUCCUCAGGGAAAAUUCCAAUUGGAGUCGAUCUUUGGAGGAUUGGGAUUCGGUUAUGAUUGCAAAGCUAAAGACUACAAGGUUGUGCAAAUUAUAGAAAAUUGUGAGUAUUCAGAUGAUCAGCAAUACUAUUAUCAUCGUAUUGCUCUUCCUCACACGGCUGAGGUAUAUACCAUGGCUGCUAACUCUUGGAGAGUGAUCAAGAUUGAUAUAUCAAGUGAAACGUAUCAUUAUUCUUCUUCAGUGUACUUGAAUGGAUUUUUUUAUUGGUUUGCAAUUGAUGGCGAGAAAUACAUACUUUCAUUUGAUUUAGGUGAUGAGAUAUUUCAUAGAAUACAAUUGCCUUCUAGGAGAGAAUCGGAUUUUGAGUUUUCUAAUAUUUUUCUGUGUAAUAAAUCGAUUGCUUCUUUUUGCUCUUGUUGCGACCCAAGUGAUGAGGAUUCUACAUUAUGUGAAAUAUGGGUAAUGGAUGAUUAUGACGCAGUUAAGAGAUCAUGGACAAAACUCUUAACCUUUGGACCCUUAAAAGACAUUGAGAAUCCAUUUACAUUUUGGAAAACUGAUGAGCUUCUUAUGGUUGCCGCCGGUGGAAGAGCCACCACUUAUAAUUCUAGUACCGGAAAUCUCAACUAUCUUCAUAUUCCUCCUAUUCUCAAUGAAGUUAGAGAUUUUGAAGCUCUUAUUUAUAUGGAAAGUAUUGUUCCAGUCAAGUGAGUUGAGGGCAAAUUAAGUUCCAUUUUCUUCUAUAUAUUUGUAUGCAUGAUAUUAGAUACGUCGAUGGAACAUGUUUUGUUGAGAUCAUAUCCACAAAAGUAGUACUCAUAGCCUAGAAUCUCAUCUUGUGUUACAUUUAACUUUCAUAUAUGAAUUUUUAUUGUCCCCUUCCCCGUAUGGUUUAA
Molecule: messenger RNA, 1541 nt
Organism: Malus domestica (apple)
Lineage: Eukaryota; Viridiplantae; Streptophyta; Magnoliopsida; Rosales; Rosaceae
Product: F-box/kelch-repeat protein At3g06240
Molecular function (GO): protein binding
Source: RefSeq, a predicted model, not a curated record